Messenger RNA from Theobroma umbraticum, 1861 nucleotides. Its product is annotated as chromo domain-containing protein LHP1. The record is from RefSeq and is a predicted model, not a curated record. Gene Ontology annotation, biological process: heterochromatin formation. Gene Ontology annotation, cellular component: nucleus. Lineage: Eukaryota; Viridiplantae; Streptophyta; Magnoliopsida; Malvales; Malvaceae.
AAGACAAGAUGGCCAAAAUGGAAAAAGUAGUUUAAAAGGCUUCGAAGAGGAUUCCAUAUGGAAUCCGGGUCGGAGCCCAUUCGGGUCCAACUCAAUAUUCGCCCCUAAAUUAAAAAAAAAAAAAAAGAGUGGGGAAGAACAUCCCUCUAUUUCCGACUUCUCAGUUCCCAGCUUACAGUUCAUUGCAAAGGAGAGGGAGAAAAAUAAAAUCGAAGGCUUUUACUUUUUGUUUGAUUUGUGUUUUUUUUUCCAGUGGGAUUUUGUCUAAGAAAUGAAAGGAGGAGGAAGGAAAAGGGUAGUACAGAGUGAGGAGGGAGGAGGGGGUGAGAAAGAGAAGAAAAGAGGAGGAACUAGUGAGCAAAUAGUUGAAAGUGAAGGACUUGGAGAGAAAAAGAAGGAAGAAGAAGGAGAAGAAGAAGAGGAAGAGGAAGAGGAAGAUGAAGAAGAAGAAGAAGAAGGAGAAGAAGAAGAAAAUAAUGAAGGCAAAGAAGAAGAAAGGACUAAGCUCGAUGAUGGGUUCUUUGAGAUUGAAGCUAUUCGCCGUAAAAGGGUUCGAAAGGGUCAGCUUCAGUAUCUCAUCAAAUGGCGUGGAUGGCCAGAAACUGCAAAUACAUGGGAGCCAUUGGAGAAUCUCCAGUCUUGUUCUGAUGUUAUAGAUGCAUUUGAGGAAAGCUUGCGUUCCGGGAAGCAGAAUCGAAAGCGCAAACGCAAGUAUGGUGGUCCUCAUACACAGUCCAAGAAGAAGCAGCCACGCUCCUCUGCUACUACAUAUAAUGCAACUGGUCUUGAAGUCAGUGUUGUUGAUAAGUCCCUAUCAUUGGUUCCUCUUGACAAUUCAGGUAUUGCUGAUCUUACUGCCUCAAGUCCAGUUACAGUGUCAGCACGAGAGGGAGAGACCAAUGGAAGUGCCAACAAUGUCAAAGUAGCCAACAGAGUUAAGGAGAAUGGGUCUGCUAAUAUUUCGAAACAAAUUGUUGAAUGGAAGGAUGAAAAUGAUUAUGAUACCAAGCUUAGUGAGCUAAAAGGAGCAAUAUCUUCCAAUGGGGUCAAUGCCGAUAAGCUUGCUAUGCGUUUCCAAGAAGGCAAGGCUUCUGAAAGUGAUGGCCUUGGCAAUGGGCUGCAAAAGGUUGAUCGUGGGGAAUCAGUUCACUGUGAUCGUCGCACAGGGGCUAAAAGAAGGAAGUCUGGUUCAGUGAAGAGGUUUAAACAAGAUCUAGCUUCCUCUGGAUCUAAUUUGACUCAAAAUGCAACACCAAAUAUCCAUGUUGGCUAUGGAAUUGCAGAUGCACUGAUAGGAAUUGAAGGUCUUGGUUUAACAGCAGAUGGUUUGAGUCAUAGGCCCCAGAUUGAUAAUUCCGUAAAUGUGCCUGUCAUAACCAAGAUCCUCAAGCCUGUAGGGUUUUCAGCUUCUGUAGCAGAUAACAUUCAAGAUGUGGCAGUAACUUUUUUGGCAAUCAGGUCUGAUGGGAAAGAGGUUAUGGUGGACAACAGAUAUCUUAAAGCUAACAAUCCACUUCUGUUGAUCAACUUCUACGAGCAACAUCUCAAGUAUAGCCCUACAUCUUGAUCACUGAGGCUUAGUUAGAGUGUUGGAGUAGCUGGAGCUAGCCAUAUUUGUUUUGUUUGUAUACAGUGUUGUAAAUCUAGUUGCAGGAGAUAAAGCAGGAUAGCGAGUGCUGUCUCAGUUUCGUAGUGCCAGGCUGAGUGAUGUAGCGGUAGCUCCUCUUUCUCUCUCUCUAUGUAUGAUUAGAUAUGCAUCAGCCUACCAUUAGUGUGUGUCCAUUGGAUAUUUAACAUCCAUAGCAAAAAAGAAAAAUGGGAUAUUUAAUGUGGCUAGAAGUAACAUGAAACUUUUGUCUUA